Messenger RNA from Oncorhynchus keta (chum salmon), 2240 nucleotides. RefSeq lists its product as uncharacterized. Bases 70 to 1515 code for a protein of 481 amino acids. Gene Ontology annotation, molecular function: transmembrane signaling receptor activity. The record is from RefSeq and is a predicted model, not a curated record. The transcript has 9 exons. Lineage: Eukaryota; Metazoa; Chordata; Actinopteri; Salmoniformes; Salmonidae. Gene Ontology annotation, biological process: cell surface receptor signaling pathway.
GAACAGGUGUGGAGGGAAGGGGCGUGGUCUGGUGUAAUUGGAAGCAAUUGGGAGUCCUGUUAGAGUGCUAUGACCUUUCACAACACUUACGUUGUCAAGCAGGAUAGCAUGGAGCACAUCUCACUCUGGGGAAUUCUUUUGCUGAGUGCUCUCACCUGCUAUGAACAAAGCCAAGAGCCGCCCAGAGCUGUUUUAACUCUGCAGCCUAAACGGACACCGACGGGGAUAUACCAAGGAGAGACCGUCACUCUCCGGUGUGACAUACAGGACGACGGAGUCACUGACUGGGAGUACCGGUGGUACAGAGAUCUCAACGGCCUCGUUUCCUCCUCUAGUCAGAAUGAAUACAGUCUCGGUCCUGUUGAACCGUCUCAUAAUGGUGUCUACAGCUGUAUGGGAGUACGGAGGAGUAACUCCCAGAGGUCCAGCAUCAGUGACGACAUCACACUAACCGUGUCAUGGAUGGUUUCUCCUCACCUGACCAUGUCUCCUUCAUGGUGGGCGAAUGCUGGAGACUCAGUAACGCUGAACUGUGAGGUUGGAGAUUCGUACACAGGCUGGAGGUUCUCCUGGUACAAGGCUGUACCCUACAGGGAAGGGUUCCCCUCUUAUCCAGACAAGGACUUCUUUCCAGAGCUGCUUCCGGACAGUGACGGAGGGGCUGGAGGCUCCUACUCUCUCAGCCUGGUUGGUCUGAGUCACAGAGAGAGAUAUGUGUGUAGAGCUGAGAGAGGAGACCCAGUCUAUUACACACACUUCAGUGAUCUCCAGUUUCUCUGGGUAGAAGGUCAGUCUCCUUCAGCCUCUCUGACUGUCAGUCCCAACAGAGUUCAGUUUUUUUACAAUGAGUCUGUCUCGCUGGGCUGUGCUGUGCAGGGGGACUCUAAUAGAUGGAGAGUGAAGAGGUACUUACGAUGGGAAGAACCCAAAGUAUUGGAGUGUCCUACUGACUGGGGAUCAGUGACAGGAUCCACAUGCAUCUUCACAACUACAGAUGUCUGGUCAGACACUGGCGUGUACUGGUGCGAGUCUGAGUCGGGAGAGUACAGUAAUGCCGUCAACAUCACAGUGACCCUUAAGGGUGUGGCCCUGGAAAGCCCUGCCCUUCCUGUGACUGAGGGAGAUUCUGUGACUCUACGCUGCAGAUAUCAGGAGUCCCCAUCAAACCUCAGUGCCGAGUUUCAUAAAUGGAUGGACAAUGGCUACCUCACUAAGACUGAGCUAACAGGAGAGAUGACCAUCCCUGCAGCAACACAGUCAGAUGAAGGAUGGUACCGGUGUAAACAACUAGACCAGGGAGAAUCACAUGGGAGCUGGAUGUCUGUGAGAGCUCCAGACCCAGUGUGGUCCAUCUCUUUGCUCAUUCUGCUGUGUAGUUUACUGGUGGUUUCUAUCUUCCUGCUGGUGACCAUUGCACUGGUGGUGAAAUGCUGUAAGGCUAAAGCAGCUCGAUCAAGAGACAAGAGAAAUGAGAGAAACACCACUGACCAAGUCAUCAGUAUUGAAUUACCAUGAGAGAUUGGGGGGGGCUGACCAAGUCAUCAGUAUUGAAUUACCAUGAGAGAUUGGGGGCUGACUAAGUGAUUUGAAAUUAAGGGUAGACACAAAGUAGGGCUAGGUGCCAGCAUUCGUACCCACGCAGCAUGGGAAUAUGCUAUGAUGGUAACCAGGAAGACUUCAAGAAGACCACUGUACUCCCUCGCCCUUGUAGGUUUUCAACUUUUGUCUUUUUUUUAAUGGGCAAAAACUAAAUAAAAUGCAUCUGGUAGAAGUAUAUUCAUCCACAACCACAUUUAUUUUACAUUUUAAAUAAUCUUAAAUGCGUUUUUGUGAAUUUGAUGAGAUUGGCUUGAGACCCAUUCAGUACACAUGGACAUGAUUGGACAGUAAAGGGAAGUUACUUUCACACUGGAUUGGUUCUGUGCCACAAAGCCACCCUCAGCCACACAACACCUUUUCUAUUAUUUUUAGUCAUUUUAUUUUUUCUUAUUUUUAAAUAUAAUUGAUUGGUUUCUUUUACUAAAUAUUCAGGCUGUAGGUCUUUCCAUGAUACUAUAACAUAGGCCUGCAAAACUGUAAAAUGUUGUAAAAAUCUGUCUUUAAAUAUCAGUCUAAAUGGAUUGGCAACUUUUCCUGGUUUUAAUGUACGUUUGUUUUAAUGACAGGAGCUGUGGAAUUUAAUGUUAAAUAGAAAUCCUUUUAUUUGAUGUUUUUGUCAAUAAAAUAUAUUUUCAGUCUGA